Nyctereutes procyonoides (raccoon dog) is the source of this 1502-nucleotide messenger RNA. RefSeq names its product V-set and transmembrane domain containing 2B (gene VSTM2B). NCBI's taxonomy places the organism in Eukaryota, Metazoa, Chordata, Mammalia, Carnivora, Canidae. The record is from RefSeq and is a predicted model, not a curated record. The coding region runs from base 45 to 908 and encodes 287 amino acids. The transcript is spliced from 5 exons.
GGCGCCCUAGCCCGAGCGGGGGGAGCCCAGCCGCGCCCCGGGAGAUGGAACAGCGGAGCCGGCCCGGCGCCCUCCGACACCUGCCGCCGCUGCUGCUGCACGCGCUGCUGCUCUGCGCGGCCCACGCGACAUUUACCGAAGUCCCCCAAGAUGUGACAGUCCGGGAGGGAGACGACAUCGAGAUGCCCUGCGCCUUCCGGGCCAGCGGAGCCACCUCGUACUCGCUGGAGAUCCAGUGGUGGUACCUCAAGGAGCCGCCCCGGGAGCUGCUGCACGAGCUGGCGCUCAGCGUGCCCGGCGCCCGGGGCAAGGUGACAAAUAAGGAUGCAACUAAAAUCAGCACCGUGCGUGUCCAGGGCAAUGACAUCUCGCACCGGCUGCGGCUGUCGGCCGUGCGGCGGCAGGACGAGGGCGUGUACGAAUGCCGCGUGUCCGACUACAGCGACGACGACACGCAGGAGCACAAGGCCCAGGCGCUGCUGCGCGUGCUCUCACGCUUCGCGCCGCCCAACAUGCAGGCCGCCGAGGCCGUGUCGCACAUGCAGAGCAGCGGCCCGCGCCGCCACGUCCCCGCCAGCGCCGCUAACGCCAACACCGUGGGAGCCACCGGCACCGUGGGCCGCGCCACCUCCGACCCCGGCCGCAGCGACAAAAGCCCGCCCCCGGGGAGUCCUCCUGCUGCAGCCUGGAGCCCGGGAGUCCCGGAGGUGGCAGCCGCCUCUGCGGCCCACACAGCCACCACCACCGUCGCGGCCGCGGCAUCCUCAGCAUCGCCGCCACGGGGCCAGGCGGCCCUUCUGUGCCACUGGCGCGGCUCAGGCACGGGCCCCAGCUCCGCCACAGACCCCCUGCUGUCCCUGCUCCUGGUAGCUCUGCACAAGCUCCUGCGCCUGCUGCUGGGGCACUGACGGGCACGGCCCCGCCCACGCCCGCGACGGGCCGCCGCCUCGGACGCCGCCGGGAGCCUGGGGGAAGCAUGACAAGGUCCACGAGGACAGUUACCCAGUCACAUUUUGGGGGAGGUCACACACACGUACAACACCUAGAAUCACGCAUCUAGUUCCCAAAUAAGAUGGAAUUUGGACCAUGCGGCCUGCAUGGGGACCAGUGAUUUCUCUACUUCAAUGUAUUUUUUCUUUCCUAAACUUUUUUCCUCCAGGUCUUCAUUUUGCACGAACUGUUGAGCAGUUAUCUUUAGGAUACUAUGUAAAAAAAAAAAAAAAUAUGUUGGGUCAAAGGCCUUUCUGACAAAGCAGAACUAUUUUUAGUAGAUUAUUUGUGUUUAGGAUUUUUUUUUUUAUUUACUCUUUUCCUUUGGGGGCUUUUCCUUUUUUUUUUUUAUUAAAGUAAGUUAUUUCUUUUGAGAUGUUUUGAUUUUAAAAAAAAAAGAAAAAAAGAGAUACAUCUUAUCAUAAUUAAAAUCCACUGUCAAUAAUAUUUAUUUUUAAAUAAAGAUUGGAAACAAGGUCAGACACUUGUUUAUAAACCGUAUUGUAUACCUG